AUGAGCUUCGCGCACAGCGUGUCGAAGGAGUGCACGGCGGGUCGCGGCCGCCUCCACAGCCAGGGCUGGUCAUCCGGCGCGCCGGGGGACCUCCUUCAUGCGGUCGAAGAGGAUCGUGCCGCCCGUGUUGGUGUCGAGGACCCAACUCGCGGUGCCUUUGGAGGCAUGAUGGUCUGGGCGCUCGACCAGGCCGACCCCGGCACGGCCAGUCUUCUGAAUCCAGACGGCAUGACGGGAGACGAGGUCCUUGAGGCCGAGUCUAUAUACCAAGACGAAGCGGCCAAGGGCCUGUGCUACACGACCAAGUGUGGCGACAAGUGUCGUGACGGCGACCACGAGGCGGCACAGGCCAACGGGCAGCCAGGCCAAUAUUCCACCGAGUCCAGGUGCCCGAGCGACGAGUACCGCAGGAUACGCCGUAACAAAGGCGUGACCAUGGGGACAUGCCGCUGGCGAGGGAGGCUGCCGCGGAGCCGGAGACGGGCCGGUAGCCGUGGUGGAUGUCGGGAUUGUCCUGGUACCAUUCUGGGAUCUCGUUGA
Messenger RNA from Diaporthe citri, 540 nucleotides. RefSeq lists its product as uncharacterized. The coding region runs from base 1 to 540 and encodes 179 amino acids. The transcript has a single exon. NCBI's taxonomy places the organism in Eukaryota, Fungi, Ascomycota, Sordariomycetes, Diaporthales, Diaporthaceae. The record is from RefSeq and is a predicted model, not a curated record.